This is a messenger RNA of Brassica oleracea var. oleracea, 225 nucleotides long. RefSeq lists its product as uncharacterized. The record is from RefSeq and is a predicted model, not a curated record. Lineage: Eukaryota; Viridiplantae; Streptophyta; Magnoliopsida; Brassicales; Brassicaceae.
AUGGAUACUUCACAUUGCCGUUAUCGAGGCUUCAUCUUGCUUCUAGUUUUAUUUUAUUCACAUGUAUUUGAUUUAGCUUCAAAUAUAGCUAAACAAAUUGCAAAGAUCAAUUUCGCCGAUUAUGGAAAUCCUAUUGGUGAGUGUGAAGACUUUAGACGCGACAAGGCAGGCGCACCAGCUACCUUGAGUCUCGUCAAACAUGUUAGCAAAAUUAACGAACAUUAA